Molecule: messenger RNA, 432 nt
Organism: Vicia faba (fava bean)
Lineage: Eukaryota; Viridiplantae; Streptophyta; Magnoliopsida; Fabales; Fabaceae
Source: the annotation of a GenBank genome assembly
AUGGAAGAUUUGAACAUGCUUGCGGCUGAUUGUGUCGUCAUAUCAUGCUGCUGCCAGUGCUUGAUGCUGCAAAUUAUUGUGCUUUUGUUGAGAAAGAUGGUGAGAAAAACAAGAGAAUAUGGUAAGAGGAUAUUUUGCCAAAGGAAGGGGGUGCAAAGAGGAAUGGGAUCUUAUAAAGAUGCUAUUUUAAGAAUUCAUGAAAAGUCAUUUAGAUUUCAAGAAGAUGUGGAACUAAAAGAUGAUGAUGUGCACAAUUGUGGUGGUUGUAUAAUUGAAGUUGAGAAAGUGAUGGAGGAACUUUGUGAUAAGGGUGAGUUUGGAUUUGGAAGCUUUUGGGGAAGGAAGGAACCAUGGGGUGCUGCUAGAGUUGUCAAUGAUCAAAUUGAUGUUAGUUCUCUAAGAUGUCAAAUAGUUGAUUUGAGACAAAUAUAA